AUGUGCCCUGGCGGCGCGAGGUCGCAGGUGGGCGAUUUUGCACCGGUUGGCGGCGGUGGCUGGCAGUCGGCCGGUGACCGGGCUGCUUUCGAUGCUGUGGUGAUGCUGCGCCACGGCUGGGGCCCUCAGCACCGCCCAGCAGGUGAGCAGGCCGGCGCUGCGGUCCGGCGGCAGUUCUUCCACUACUCCCAGGGACAAGUGUACCUGGGCAACUACCCCCCCCCCCCAUUUAAGGACAGAAUCAGCUGGGCUGGAGACCUGGACAAGAAAGAUGCGUCCAUCAACAUAGAAAACAUGCAGUUCAUUCACAAUGGCAUCUACAUCUGCGAUGUCAAGAACCCUCCGGACAUCAUUGUCCAGCCUGGGCACAUCAGGCUGUACGUGGUGGAGAAAGGUACUUGGCCCUUCAGCGUCUCCACGGGCCCAGUCAUAUAUUCGCAGUUAGACCACUCCGGUGGCCAUCACAGUGACAAGAUCACCAAGUCAGAAUACGUGGUGUAUGCGGACAUCCAGAAAAAUUAAGACCCAGAGCAUCCUGGACAAGAAACAAACCCAAACUGGACUCUUGUGCAGAAAAUGUAGCCCAUAACCACGUGUGGCCUUGGGGACCCAGGCAAGGACACACACAUGUGUAGACCCAGAGGGAGGAAAGGAUGUGGAUGAAGGACAUGUAUAUUCUAUUUAAUCUUCCUGCUGUGGGGCCAGCAUUGCAUGUCGAGAAGAUGGUGUGAGGGUGUGAAUCUGCCUACGUAUAAACGUCUUGCCAUUUCUGUACAAGCUUUGGGGGUCAUUAAGAGUUGGGAUAUUUCAGAAACAUUCCUGUCACCACCAUUUAUAUGUGGUUGUCUUUCAGAGACAGUAGCAGACUUCUGUGWUUCCAGUGGACGUGGCCUUUUAAUCCAAGGGCUGAACCAGUCUUAGCAUUUAUUGUCAUUGG
Messenger RNA from Urocitellus parryii (Arctic ground squirrel), 937 nucleotides. The record is from RefSeq and is a predicted model, not a curated record. NCBI's taxonomy places the organism in Eukaryota, Metazoa, Chordata, Mammalia, Rodentia, Sciuridae.